Klebsormidium nitens is the source of this 2534-nucleotide messenger RNA. NCBI's taxonomy places the organism in Eukaryota, Viridiplantae, Streptophyta, Klebsormidiophyceae, Klebsormidiales, Klebsormidiaceae. The record is from the annotation of a GenBank genome assembly.
CUAGAUUAUUUUUGAAGUUGCAAAUUCGGAUUUGUUUGCAUGGGCGCCCCUCAGCUCAGGCAUCUGUUUUGUCUGGAACGUAUGAAAGCAACAUGAGUGUCUUCUGCGAGGCGCUGGGCAAAACCUUUACGCCUCAAUCCUCGUUUGUUCUUCAUUUUGAAACGUCUGGAAAGGUGGUCCGAUAGGUGAUUUUGAGAAUCCUUUCACAAUUCAAGCGAUUGAAGACAAGCCUCCGUGAGCAUUUGCAGAAGAAGUUUUGAGGUUGUUAGCGAGGACUUAUCUAAAAUCUAGAAUGACAACGAGAACCAGAAGGCGCAACCAUAAGAAGCAGCUGAAUUAUAUCGCACAUAGCUAUGCAGAUUGAACAGUCUAUUUGCAGAGCUAGAAACAUGCAACGGAGGAGACUGGAUUGGUGCACGCAACUGGUGUUCCUCUGUCUAGCUUAAAGUGGGGGUGUGCCCCUAUCAGCAGGGCUACUCAGCAGGGCUUUGACAUAAUACAAAAGCACUCAAAUGGUAUGAUAUAUAUUGGAUAAUACUUCGGGGCCUAUGGGAAGCAACCGCAGUAGCGAUGGAGAGAUGGUGGUUAUGACUCCAAGUGCCACCGUCAUGUUGAGCCAGGACCCGUCCACGAGGCUGGCCCUCGAGAAGGCCGAGACAGAGCGGAGGUUGCAGGAAGCGGAGAUGAAGCUGGCGGAGGCGGUGGCAGAAAUCCAGCGGCAAAAGCACCGCAGCCAUGAGGAGGACGGGCACGUGGCUUGCGGAAACAUAUUCACAGGGCGACAUCCUCUCUGCCAGCAUGGCGAUGCUUGCUUCACGCAUGCCGCAGGCAGCCUCAUUCAGAGCUUCCUUCUAGCAUAUGGAGUCCGAGCAGGGAUUGGAGUGCUUCUCCGGUCCUUUGUCUUACUUCGAAAACGGCCGGCAGAGGUGCUAGAUCUCCAGCUGCUCCUAUCCGAGAAGAACCUGGUGAUCAGGGAGGAGGCAUGUAGAAUCGGCCUCCUCUUCGGCGGCUUCACUGGGACCUACCACUUCAUGCGCUGUUUGCUCCGGCGGCUGACUAACCGCGAGUCUGACGCAAACAGCUUUAUCGCUGGUUCUGUGGCCGGACUCUCGCUUUCGGCGAUCGACAAUCCCACGCGGCGACGCACCUUCGCGCUCUACCUCCUGGCGCGUGUCUUCCAGUGCUCGUACAAUUUCGCGAAGUCGAAGGGCAAGUGGCACUUUUGGGGGAGCCACUGGCAACACGGGGACACGCUUCUCUUUGCGCUGGCCUCAGCACAGGUCAUGUACGCGUACGUCAUGCGGCCCGAGACCCUCAAUAACUCGUACUGGGAGUUCAUCGCACGAACGGGGCCGAUUGCGAAGCCGGUCUUGAAAGCGGUCAAGAGCACCGUCCGAGGGGAGAGCGUAGAUCUUGCAGAGUUGACGUCCUACAUCCGAAAGGUCGCCCCGUCGCGGCUCCCGCUGACCAUCGGGCGACAGCCCAAGAUCAUCCCGUGCUCCGUGUUGCACCCCGACACCUCCAAUUGCUUCACGCACAACGGCAACGCGAUGCGGUCCGUGUUCAAGAAGACGUUUCCGCUGUACAUGUCGCUCACGUUUGUGCCCUUCGUCGUGCUCAACCUCCAAAAGUUUACGCAAGCUCCGCUUCGAACGUUGUUUACCGCCACGCGCGGCGCAGUCCGGUCAACGGCGUUUCUGUCGGCGUUCGUCGGCAUCUAUCAGGGCGUCAUCUGCACGCAGCGCAAGUUUGCGAGCCGCGACCACAAGUCGGUCUACUGGGUCGCGGGCGCGUUCGCUGCGCUGUCCGUGCUGCUCGAGAAGAAGAACCGGCGCGCGGAGCUCGCGCUGUACGUGCUCCCGCGCGCCGCCGACUCGCUGUGGUACAUCCUCGUGCACCGGCGGCUGCUUCCCAAGUUACCGCACGCUGAGGUCGCCCUCUUCUGUCUGUGCAUGGGCAGCCUCAUGUUCUACCACGAGAACCAGCCCGAAACCAUGACGCCCUUCCUCCGGGGCCUCAUCACCCGCUUCCUCAACCGGACCGGAAUCCCGGACAUUCCGCUCUCCCCUCUUCCGCCCGCCGCUUCCGUCCACCGACGGCUAAACUACCUGGUGGGCGACCCAAGUCCCGAGUACCGGCCGCUCGAUUUCCACGGGGAAGACGACCCGGCCAGCCCCGGGGGCUUUGGCAGCCGCAUUGGCAGCCCGGGGCCGCACGGUCGGGUGGAAAAGGAGAAGCCCCGGUCGAGGGACUUGUACAGGGAAGGGGUGGAGCAAGUGGUGGAGAAGUUGCAGAUGGAGGCCUUUCAAGGGCUCUCCUGAGACUGUCGCGAGUUGGACAUUGUCAAUCAGGAAACGGUUCUUUACCUUUAAUGGAAGCUUUGGGGGUGCUAAUGCGUGCUUGAUACCAAAUCGGAAGACACGUUCUUAUGUAGUCCCGGAGGGUCUCCGGCUCCCUCCAGUCCGGCCCGGCCCAGGCAGUGAGUCGUGCAAUGAGCUACACCGUUCGCACUUGCAUCAGAAGCUAGCGGCAAG